GAAAGAAGUGUUUAUCAUUUAUUUACCAGCUUGUUAACAAGGUAUUUUUUUAAUGAGAUACUGUACUAUAUCCUUUAAUUGUUCGAUUUCAGUGCAUAUAUUGAUGAGACAAACACCAUCCGACACAUGAUUACUAUCACCAGAGCUUAAUGAGGCUGGCCUCGUUCCCGUGCCGCGGUGCAGUGCGUGACCUACAUCAGGGUGCCCAGGUUUGUAAACAUAACAGUGUUUAUGUGUUGUGUGGCUGUAGUGUCACAUUGUGUGGAGGCUUCACAUCGCGUCAUAAUGCAACGGAGUCAGUUGUGCAUCGACCACUAACUUACUCACGGUAAGUGCAGGUGCAUGAGCGACACGUGUCGAUCUGAGAUUUACAUCGUUUUGCUACGGGCGUGACUAGGGUGUCUAGUUAGUCUAGUUGCCAAGGCCGGGUACAGCAUACGGUCUCCUGCACUUUGGUUCGAUAAUGUACGCAUGGCAUUCGGUUACGGGUAAAGACGAAUUUGUCGUAGAGGGUAAUGACGAAUGUGUUGCGAAGCAAAAAAGUAAAAAAAUAAAUACAUUAGCAACCUUAAAAAAAUAAAUGCAAUUUAGCUACAUUUGUGGGUGUGUGUUUGUUUGUUUUUUUUUAUGGGGGGGGGGGUGUGGGAAUAGGGCGGAGAUGAGAAGGGUUUGUUCCCCAAAUUUACCAACCUUUUACACCCCAAUCGCUAUUCUAUCUUACAGUUUAGAGAAGACCAAAGUCUGCCUACAAAUGUUUGACCUUACAUUCACAAUGGCCCAGCACAUGGGACUGCUGAAGUCUAGUAUCUUGUAAACACUCCCCUCCCAUUGUCACCGUGUGAGUAACAUGUUUAAAAAGUUGUAUGUUCCCAAGGCUAUGCUGCACCAAGUGACCUAGAAGUACCGGAGGAUUACGUCCCCAUACACCUACGGGUGUACCUAGUGGGGGGGAGGGGGUUGCCAUGUGAGUGACCGCCCAGGGAGGCCAUUUUUCAUUUAUGACAUAGACCUAACAUUUUUUUAAAUAAAUUUACGUGUGUGUAUUAGGGUGGCACACUUUAAGGAGUUCUCACCGAGAUGCAUGUCAUCAGAGUACUCCAUCGCUUUCCCCCACUCCCACAAGUUACUGUACGUUUAGUUCAUCACUGCUCUCAUCCAAAGACGACAGUCUUCUGCUCUCACCCAAAGACGACAGUCUUCUGCUCUCACCCAAAGACGACAGUCUCCCAGAACACAUUUAAUAGAGUUUGUAAUUUAACUUCGGAAAUCUAUUAAUAGAAUAUCCGGGCGCGCAGUCUGGCCAAUCUCGUUAAGAUAUUGAUAAAACAUCCUGGUAUUUCGUUCGGCCAAAUCUCUCAACAGCUGUUUUGGUACUGCUACGUUAAGGUGAGCCGUCGUAGUGGGUCCUGACCGAGACGAAAACGUGUUGACAACUUUACUGCCCCAAAGAUUAGACAAGCAAAUUGUUACUGCAAUAUAUAUACACGGAAAUACAUUUUUAGAAGCUAUGAAUUACGAAAACAUUGUCUAAAAAUAGUAACAUUACCAAAUUCGAUGUGACGAUUUUCUGUCUUAGAAAUUACAAAUCCUACAUCAAAUCAAGACCCCCCCCCCUCUCCCCCACCCACCCACCAACCAAAAAAAUUAAUCCCUUGUCGCUGAGCCCCAAGAUCUCAAUUGUAUUUAGGUGAAUCAGGUAUUGGAAUGUUCAAUGGUGAAAGGUUGUAGUAAUUUACCCUCAACGUACCAAUCACCGUUCAGGACCAUAGCUGUUGACCUGAACUUUGUUUUCAGUGACAGUGCAAAAAGGGAAGAAAAGUCUUUGGGUCUAGAGAAUAGACAAGUGGUUCUCAACCUUCCCAAUGCCGUGACCCUUUAAUACAGUUUCUCAUGUUGAGGUGACCCCCAACCAUAAAAUUAUUUUCGUUGCUACUUCUUAAAUAUGUUUUCCAAAAGUCUUAGGCGACCCCUAUAUAAUGGUCAUUCGACCCCCAAAGGGGUCGCGACACACAGGUUGAGAACCGCUGGUCUAGACGCUUGUGUGUGUAUGUGUUAUUGGUUGUUAACAGAAACUCCGUUGCAUUUUAAAAAAAAAAAAAGGAUUAUGCUUGUGUGUUUAAUUCUUGAUCAACUGUUUUUAAUUAAUUGUUUUGUUUUUUAGCUUUUAGUUAUUCUUUAUCAAAACAUAAUAAUAAUUUAUUAAAUUUGUGUGUGUCCAAAACUUUCAGAUAAAAUUACUAAUUGGUAGCAGUUCACCGGAUCAGGUUUUUUCCUCCACUAAAAUGGGUAGUGGUGACACUCGAGUAGUGCUAGACGAUUACAACUCGGACCUCAACAUCAUUAUAGCAAAGAACGGCUACUCGGCGUCGACGCUCAACAGCCCCAGGGGGUUCCGACUACUGUGGGGCGGCGUCCGCGCCACGCACGGCGUCUGCAGGGGGAAAGUCUUUUUCGAGGUCAGGGUCACCGAACACCUCGACCCCGGCAUCGGGGAAGGAUUCAGCGAGCCCCACCCAAACAUGGUCAGGGUCGGCUGGUCGGCAGACAGCCCGCUGUUCACCUUGGGGGAGAGCCAACGCUCCUACGGCUACGGGGGCGCCGGGAAGUCGUCCCACGACAGCAGGUUUCAGGACUACGGCGAGCCUUUCGGGCAUGGUGACGUGAUCGGAGCCAUGUUGGAUCUCGAUUCGAAUCCGGGAAGUAUCUCCUUCACGAAGAACGGACGAUUUUUAGGCAUCGCCUUCGCUGUGCGGGACGUUCGCCGUGGGGAUAGGACCGCAGCGCUAUUCCCACACAUUGCGUGCAAGAACGCCAUGUUUAAAACGAACUUCGGCCAGGAGGCGCCAUGGUCGAGACUUCCGGCCGGGUACACUUUCAUCGGAAACAUGGCGCCAAAAGACAGGGUGAGGGGGCUAGCGCCGCCGGCGUUGAGGUCCAGCUGCGAAAUGAUCAUGGUCAUCGGCCUCCCCGGAUGCGGGAAGACCACGUGGUCGCACCAAAAACAGACCGACCACCCGGGGAAGCGCUACAACAUCCUUGGCACUGACAUCCUCAUCGAUCAAAUCCGACUCAUGGGCGUGUCCCGGUACCGCAGCUACUCGGCGAGGUGGGAGCUUUUCAUCGACAUAGCCACGGAAUGUCUGGACGCCCUCUUGCCGACGGCAGCGUCUAAAAACCGGAACUACAUUCUUGAUCAGACAAACGUGUAUCCUUCCGCGCGGCAGAGGAAGAUGGAGCAUUUCUCCGGGUUUCACCGAAUAGCCGCCGUGCUGCAGCCGGAGAUACAGCAGUACGAACAGCGGGCCAGCAGGAGGACCCGAGAGACCGGGAAAAGAAUUCCGUCAAAGGCGCUGAAAAAAAUGAAGGCGAACUUCAUCUUGCCGGAGCCGAGGGACGCCCUUUUCGACCGCAUUGAUUACAUCGAGCUGGACAGUGAGCGGGCACACAAGCUGGUCAUCCGCUUCAACAGGGAGAACAUUUGAAAAUUGGGUCCAAACAAAAAACAAAGAAAAAAAAAAUACGAACUUUAAUUUCCACAGGCGACUAGAAGAUCAUAUUUCAAACACUGAAUUGCAACUCUAGAACGAUUAAGUGGGGUACAAUACUUUCUAUGUCGCUUAGUUGAUAUGAAGAGCGAAUUUCAUAAUCAUCAACCACCCCCACCUCAUAGUCCCCCACCCCCAAGGUGCAGUUAUUAAUUUGUUUGUAUCUUGUUUGCAUCUAGUUGUUGUUGGAGGAAGGUGGGGGGGGGGAGCGGGGUGCGGGGGUCGUCCAGUUAAGGUGAAAGCGUUUUGUUUUGUUUUCACUCUGAGUCAAAACCACCCGCUCGAGAUCUCGUCCGACCAUUUUUAUAUUUUCUUUAUUUCUUUGUAUCUAUGUUAACAUUUCGUUGAACGUUUACACUUAUGGGGGAGGGGGGCAUCAUCAGUGACCAGGUGCAGUGGGCGACAUGUUAGGGGAAGCAAAUUAAAAGACCAGGGUGGAAUUCGUGAUAAACGUUCAAAUUGAGUCCACAACAUUGACGUGAGGAGACAGACAUAGAACGCCAUAAAAUUGUCUCACCACGCAGGGGCCGGCGCUAGGGCAUGGCGCAGUGGGCGACCGCACAAGGUCACGAGUUUGAGGGGCCCCGCGCGUUGCCGUAGUAGAUUUAAAAUAGUCCUAAUAUCUAAAAAAAAAUUUUUUUGAAUAUCGACAUAUAAACAUCUGCUAUUGGAAUAUCGACAUAUAAACAUCUGUUAGUGGAUAUCGACAUAUAAACAUCUGUUAGUGGAUAUCGACAUAUAAACAUCUGU
Messenger RNA from Lymnaea stagnalis (great pond snail), 4295 nucleotides. NCBI's taxonomy places the organism in Eukaryota, Metazoa, Mollusca, Gastropoda, Lymnaeidae. The record is from the annotation of a GenBank genome assembly.